Molecule: messenger RNA, 4752 nt
Organism: Xiphias gladius (swordfish)
Lineage: Eukaryota; Metazoa; Chordata; Actinopteri; Istiophoriformes; Xiphiidae
Product: forkhead box protein J3-like
Exons: 13
Coding region: 544-2427 (627 amino acids)
Biological process (GO): regulation of transcription by RNA polymerase II
Cellular component (GO): nucleus
Molecular function (GO): DNA-binding transcription factor activity, RNA polymerase II-specific; RNA polymerase II cis-regulatory region sequence-specific DNA binding
Source: RefSeq, a predicted model, not a curated record
UAGCAGCCGAGCGGAGCCCGGAGACCCGGGAUCUUCGUGUUGUUGAGCGCAAACGCGAAUAGCGGGUCGAGUCCGCCCGUCAUGACUGUCGAGUGACCACGGCGGCGGUCAGGUUUGACGCCCGCAGAGCACCGUGGCUGCAGCUCAAGUGACAGCGUCUGGGCACCGACGAAGCUUUUGUCUUCGAGGGGAAUUUUCAAGUGCAGGAUAGGCGUCUGGAGCUUCUGAACCAGAGUGCACACACACAAAAAAAAAAAAAAAAAAAAAACCCAACAUUGAGCCGGCUCCUAUUCAGCUACGACGCAGUGGCCAUUGCAGUGGCUAAAUGAAGAAUCUGUGAACAUGCGCGAGGGACGGACUCUACCUUUCACUUCGGUGACCUCCCCAGAUGCUUUGGCCCAAAGAAAGAUGGAAAGGACUGGGAAGAACUUGAGCCAAGGCUGCUGCACAGCACCCAUUCAGUGAGCCAACAGGAGAGCCUGCAUUACGCCACGUCGUUGAGCCUCUCAACCUUCCCUUUUGACCCCUCGACCUACAAGCACCAUGACCUCUGAGCUGGAGAGUAGCUUGACCUCAAUGGAUUGGCUCCCCCAGCUCAGCAUGAGGGCAGCCAUCCAGAAGGCAGACACAGGACACCACCACAGCCACCACCAUGGACACCAUCACCAUGGUCACCAUCACGGGCACGGGCCUGGCAAGAAAAUCGUGCACCUGGAUCCAGGAACGACGCUGGACCAGGAGGAAGCUGCACAGCACAGAGAUGGUAAACCGCCCUACAGCUACGCCAGUCUAAUCACUUUUGCCAUCAAUGGCUCGCCACGCAAACGGAUGACCCUCAGUGAAAUCUACCAGUGGAUCUGUGACAACUUUCCCUACUACCGAGAGGCAGGCAGCGGCUGGAAGAAUUCUAUACGACACAACCUGUCCUUGAACAAGUGUUUUCUCAAAGUGCCUCGCUCCAAAGACGACCCUGGAAAAGGUUCCUACUGGGCCAUAGAUACCAAUCCUAAAGAAGACACAGUACCCAGCAGGCCAAAAAAGAGACCGCGAUCUGGAGAAAGGGCAUCUACUCCUUACAGCCUAGAGUCAGAGUCUCUGGGAAUGGACUGCAUCAUGUCAGGAGGGACGUCUCCCACUCUGGCCAUCAAUGCUGUAACCAACAAGGUAGCGCUGUAUAACCCAGAGGCAGAAGGCAGUGAGAGCCCUGUGAGUCUGGGCGGCAGCCUGAGCAACAGUCUUUCAGAGCAGAGUUUGGCGUCCGUCAACCUUAACAACCUGAACACGGCCGUCAGCAGCGGCAGCAGUGUACACAGCUAUACACCAGUGAGUAGCCACUCAGAGCCCUCAUCCCAGUCCCUGAGCCUUCAGCAGCCCACCCAGCUUGCACCGCCUCCCCCUCCUCCCCCACAGCCCCAGUACGGUUUGCCCGUCCCAGAGUCACGGGACAAGCAGCUCUGUUUCUCGGACUUUGAGGACCUCAGCGCUUCUUUCCGCAGUCUGUACAAGUGCGUCUUUGAGCAGUCUUUCUCACAGCCAGCAGGUUUGAUGGGAAUGCCCGGUGACUCCAGCCAGCAGGCCCGGACCGCGUGCUCUUACCAGCACUCUCCCGGUGCGGGAAGCAGCGGUGGCCACCACCACCAACACAACCACGGCCAGGCGUCGCACCACCCCCACCACCAUCAGCAGCACCUCUCCCCUCACUCCUCCCACGGCCAGCACCAGGCGCACGUUCAGCAUGGUCAGCAGCACCCAACUCUCUCCCACCAGAGUCACACUGGACAGACUUGCCCCACAACCGGCAUCUCAUCAGACUGGUACCCCAACCUGGACUGGCUGAAGGAGAGCUGCCGCAUUGCUACCAGCUACAACUGGGCUGAUGUAGACCUCUCCCCAUUUCAAGGUUUAAAGGAGAUAAUGCGGCAAGCUGAGCUCAACAACUGGUCGCUGGACGCCACCCAGAUGGCCGACCUGUGUUCCUCCAUUAACCAGUUCUUCACAGCCACAGGGGUCAUCCGCCCUCAAGGCGCCGCCCACCCACAACCUCAGGUCCAACACCCCACACCACCAGGGGUGCCACAGCACCCGGCUCAGCCACAUGGGGCCAUGCACCCAAAGGCUAACCAGCACAGUCAGCACGGGCAACACAACCAACGUAACCAUCACAUCAGCACGGGGAACAUGUACAUGGACUCCAGACAGAACAUUUCCUCUCUGAUGGGCCCACCAGGAUACCCCCACAUGCCUCCCAUGAGCAACACGGCUCCCACCAUGACAGGUGACUCCUCCAUCGCUCUCUUAACAGGUCAUCACAGCCAGCUGAGCCAGCAGCAGCAACAACACACGCUGACUCCAGGACACUUCCAGGUGAGACGCAUGCUCGCUGCAGAUGAUAUCCAGGAUGACUUUGACUGGGACUCCAUUGUCUAAACGGAGCCGUCGGUUGAACAGAGAGAUGAAUAGAGAGACUUGAAACAAGAGAGAGACACAGAGACAUCAUGUGAUGACAGGUGAGGUAUGAAACUGGCCAGCCUGCUCCUUUCACCAGUGUGAAAAAACAAGAGACAAUCCAACAGAAAACAAACGGAAAGUAAUUUUUUCUCUGUUUUUGCUGGCCUUUUUUUUUUUUUUUUUUUAUUAUUUGCUGGUACAAAGUGUUUGAUGACUCUAAAGACAAUCAUUAAAAAAAUGACUCAAAUGGGAUUGGACCAAGCCAAGAUGUUAACAGACAUCGUCCAAAGCAAAAGGACGUUUGAAGCUCUCAUUUGAAUUGUCUCAUGUUGUGUCCCCCAGUUCCAACAGGGUUACAAGUCACCAAAGUGUUGUCGAAUUGUCGGUGAAUUAUUCACCUUUCAUUUUCUUCAAUCUUCUGUGUUUCCUGCUGCAGCUUGUGUCCCAUGUCUGCAAAAUUCAAGCCACUGUGGCUGAAAUGAAUAGAAACCAUUGUUUUCUUCAAAACUCCCUGCAGAAAAUAUUUUAACAUGUCACACACAUUCACACACAUUCAGCAGGUCUAACUACUACAUCCUUUUCUCCUCGUAACAUUUCUUUGUUCACUGAUACCAGACAUCUUUGUUGCUCUUCUACAUUCCAGUUAGAAGGAGGAUUUUUGAAGAAGAAAGUAACGAUGGUGUACCUGUUGGACUUGAAUCAGUAAUGGGUGAGUGGACCCCCACCUGCUGAUUAAAACAGGCACCAUUUGGCUUCCUCUGCCUAAAAAAAGUUCUAUGCUCCCCAAUCUGUUUUUUACACCAAUUCUAAACUUCUUUUCAGCUUAUUUGAUCAUUUUAAAUGUCAUUUUCGUGUGUGUGGGAAAAGUCCAUGAUGCCAUGUUCUCAGGGUGUUACAUUCAUAAACCUCUUCGCAUCUCUGCCAUUCAUAUCUCUUUACUGUAUGUGAGGUUAACUGUGUGUUGUACAGUCAGUGUUCGCUUCCUGUUGGCGAACAGCGAGCGUCCCAGUGAAAAGUUUAAAGUCUUCAUUUGUCAGCUUAUAAGCUAAACUCGUGAAAUACUGCGAAAUACGUUUCUCAGUAGUUCACACAACAGCCACUAAAUUGAAACAGAAUUCAAAAUGAGACGCUGGCUAGACUUGGACUUUGUCAACAGUAACAAUACAUUGUUUUCUGAGAUAUAAUUCAGUUUUUACUUUUACUUAUGACCAGGCAGAGAAGGCCAGCUGUGAUUUCAAGAUGCCUCAUUUUGGUGAAGAUGAGCAGUUUUUUGCACAACAUGAAGCUUGAUAGCAUCUAGUGAAUGAGAAAAAUAAAAGAAAAUGGUGAACAUUUUAUUUCUUUGUUUCAAAAGACAUUUAAAAAAAAUAAUAGAGCAGCAAAAGAGCAGAGACUAAGUAAAAGUUUCAAAAAUUCAAGUUUUUUACUGUGAUGUUUAAUUUUGUCUGUGUGUACAAGUGUGUAUAGUCCCCUCUGAUUUCCUUUUACAUACAGCUCCGUACAGCUCAAAAAAUACACAUAAGAAACAAAUACUUUGUUUAUAUUAAGUGGGUAUACAAUGAAAUAUGGGACCUUAAAGUGCUCUUUGGUUUGGAAGAUCUCAGUGUUUGGAUGGUUAAAACAUGGUCUCACUGUAGGGAAAAAAAAAAGAAAAUUACUCUUUAUUAUUGCCAUUAAAUGCUGUAUUACAGUGACCAGCAUAUAUAUCCUGUAUGUUUGUGUGUUGUUGUCCUUGUAAAUAACAGUAUGGUACUCCUCUGUUUGCCCUUGAAAAACACAGACUGAUGGAAACAGCAAAUGGAGAGAAAAUAUUUUGUUAUCUGUCUGUCAGGAGACACAGUAUGUACAUACCUUCAGUAUAUUGUAAAUAAGUGGUAAAGAAAAAAAAAAACUUUGGCGUUGCCGUUUUGUGUCAUAAAUAAUCUGUGGAUGGCGGUUCAACAGUUAAAAUCUGUUUCUGUGUUUAUUAAAAUGUCAUUGACCAUUUUUACUGCGCUAACGUCGAAUCUGCUGUCAUUAUUUCAUCAGCCGCCGGUGUGUUUGAAAGUUUUUACAAAGAAACUUUUAAUGAUGCUGGACAAGUUGCUGUGCUCUUCAGGACUCCAAAUCUAACAUGCUGCUUCAAUCUUUUGAUUUUUCAAGUGAAACAAAACUAAAAGAACUGAGAGAGAAUUAAUUUUGGGUUGCUCAGGUAUCUUUAUCUUCCUCGGCUUUGUGCUGUUUUGACCCCCGUAGCUUGUUGUCCAACAGGUGUCAGCCUAGGUCCAAGCAACAGUUUUGUUUUCCCGCCAUCGCAUGUAAACC